AUGUUUACAAAGUCACACAAGAGAACACCUUCAGGAAGAAAGAGGCUGGACAUUACUCUUAAUGUUGAGCAGAUGACCAAUGAGGAACGUCUGAGUCGAUCACUACACAGUAGAAGACCAUCAACAAUAAUGGAGAAGCCUCAUCUAUUUGAAUGGUUCUUGGUAGUUGGUACUGAAGCCAAACAGACAUCUCCGCCUUUAUCACCUUUUGUUGGUAACGGAGGUGGUGGCAACGGCAACAACAACAGCAGCAGCAACAACAAUAGUAACAAUAGUAACAAUACAUUACAUGUACCAAAUGCUGCACCGGAUACUCCACCUGCACCAUCACCUAGAGCGGCAUCACCAUCAUUCUUGUCAUCAUUUAGUAAACCACCUUUGAUGCACUCGGGCAGUACAUCACCGCGACCAACACGUCCAGUGUUUGAGAAGCCUAAAGUACUAUAUCAAUACCCACCUGACAAGCCACUUGGAUCAAUCAAUGUCCAGGACUUCCCCUUCCCCUCUGGCGUGCCCAUCACCACUCAAUCACAGACAGCAUCACACUCCAACCUCUUCUCUCUACUCUACACACAGACACACCUAAAGGAGGCAGAGGAUUCGUUUGUAUUCAUGCUCACUGAUGAGAAGAAGGAUGUACUUUAUGGAGUGUGCACGAUGAAGCAGUCUGCUGUUGAUAGGAAUACACCGGAUUCAAUCGAUGUUAAUGAUGAGGAUAUAUUGUCACCUUCGAUUGAUGUUGGUGAUAAGAUACAGGUGGCACCAAAGUGCUACAUUGUACUCACCAAGUAUCCAUUCUUCCCAUUGCACUUCAACAUACUCAACAGUGUCCUGAACAUCCUGCAUAUCCAACAUCUCGAUCAGUUCCAAGCGAACCUCAACCGACGAUUCAAGAAGAAUCCUGCCAUUAGUGGAUCAACUUCCCCGCGUCCAACAUCACCAACUCCCUCUCAAUCACCAUCGCCUUCCCCUCAUGUAGAUGUGCCCACUUCCACUCCUGUCCAACCAUCACAGUCAUCGACUCAACAACCAACAGUUCAGAUCACAAUCACACCGGACCCAACUAGCCCUGGAUCACCUCCUCCACCAGUGAGGCCACAGCCAAUCAAGGAGGUCAUUGAAUACUUCUACUAUCAGAAUGUACCAAUGCCUGGAGAGACACUGCGGUAUGAAGUGCCAUUCUUGGAGACGACCAUUCAAUUCAGACGAGGCACACUCACUGAUGCCAAGGCAGAUGUCACGUCAGACUAUCCCGACUUCCUCAUUGAAUACGGACUCUUUGUCACACUCCAACUACUCACUCACAAGACCAUCCUCAUUAUUCUCAAUGCUAUGCUUCUCGAGAAAAAGAUCAUCUUCUACUCCAAGUCACUCAAGAACCUAACAUCCGUGAUAUUCUCCAUGGUAUCACUGUUGAAACCAUUUGUAUAUCAAUCAGUACUGUUGCCAAUCAUACCUGAUUCGUUGCAGGAUGUAAUCAAUGCACCAGUGCCAUUCAUCAUUGGAAUGAUCACAAUGCCAGCGGCAGACGUUGACCUCAGCGAUUUGCUCCUAAUUGACAUUGACCAGAAUAAGAUACAGACCAAGAUGCCACCCAUCAUACUGUUCCCCAAGUGGAAGGAGCUUGGCAACAAGAUCAUCGAGCAUCAGCGCGACAUUAAGAACUCGCUGGAGAACAAAAAGUCACUGAACUACUACGCCAACGAGGUGCAGGAGGCCUUCUUGUCCACAUUCACCGAGACCAUCCGUCUGCAUCUUAACCGUCUGUUUGAGAACUUCUCGGUGCAUUGCAUUCGCGACGUCUCCCAACUCAAGCACGUGUCCGUCUUUAUACCCGAGAGCUUUGCCUCUGUGGAGUAUGAGAAUGAGGAGGAGCAAGAUUGGAUACUGCAGUUCACCAAGACACAGAUAUUCUCCGUUUAUCAAGAUAAGCGACUGAGGCAGUCUGAUGGCGACGAAGAGGAGGAAGAGGUCAUUGUCAAAACUCCACCAUCGGCAACAUUGUCACCACAUCCCAGUACACCACCUGUGGCCAUAUCAGUAGCCAGUCCUGUCGUCGUAGUUGGCUCAUCAACAACUCUAGCACCAAACUCGCAAGUUCCAAAAAGCGUAGAGAUCGAUCCCCUCUCCGCUGGCGUGGCCGUCAUGACCAUUUCCCAACACGCCACUGAAUAA
Messenger RNA from Acytostelium subglobosum LB1, 2175 nucleotides. RefSeq lists its product as hypothetical. NCBI's taxonomy places the organism in Eukaryota, Evosea, Eumycetozoa, Acytosteliales, Acytosteliaceae. Bases 1 to 2175 code for a protein of 724 amino acids. The record is from RefSeq and is a predicted model, not a curated record. The transcript is spliced from 3 exons.